Molecule: messenger RNA, 446 nt
Organism: Drosophila persimilis
Lineage: Eukaryota; Metazoa; Arthropoda; Insecta; Diptera; Drosophilidae
Product: translation machinery-associated protein 7 homolog
Exons: 2
Coding region: 30-224 (64 amino acids)
Source: RefSeq, a predicted model, not a curated record
CCGUGUGGAGAAAACAACACUCUGAAAUCAUGACUGGACGUGAGGGUGGUAAAAAAAAACCAUUGAAGGCGCCUAAGAAAGACGCCAAGGACAUGGACGAUGAGGAAAUCGCAUUCAAGCAAAAGCAGAAGGAGCAGCAGAAGGCCCUAGACGCAGCCAAGGCUAACGCCUCUAAGAAGGGACCCCUCGUCGGCGGCGGCAUCAAGAAGUCCGGAAAGAAGUGAUUGCACUGCCUACCAGCUGCUAGAAACGAAAUUCACACACAAACCAAUAAGAAGAGGCAGAAUCAGAACAACAGAAACACGAACAUUUGCAGCCUCCAGUUUUCGCGUCAGAACCAUGGACCAAGAUUUAUUGUAGUGUGUGAAAACUAGAAGCAUCUGUACCCUUUUUUUAUACUUACCAAUAUGUACGAUUAAAUAAUGCUAUAUUUAUAUAAACUUGCA